UCAAAUUCUCAUCUUUUCAUCAUAUUUUCUUGUUAUAGUUGUUCUGCUUUCAAUAUUCAGCAAUAAAACUCAUUUUAGUUUCCAGUCACUGUACUUCUUAUUCUUCAAUUUGCUGUCAUUUAGUUCCUCUCUUGCUGUAUGCAUAAACACCAUUUUACACUUGAUCCACUUUUAAUUUAUCAUUUUGGUAUCAGAGCUGUGGUUGUAGAAGGCUUUGUUUGUGCUGAUCAUUAUGACAGGAAAAGGUGGUGGUACAAAAUUUGAGAUUCCACGUUUUGAUGGAUCAAAUUUUGCACUAUGGAAAUUGAAGAUGCAUGCAAUGCUCGUGAAGGAUGGUUGUGCAGUUGCUUUCUUGCCAAGAGAAGAGAAACCCGAAGGAAUGACGGAUAAGCAAUUCUCUAAGAAGGACGAGAUGGCCUUGGCAAAUUUGCAGCUGGCGUUGGACGACAAUGUUCUGUUCAAUGUAGAGACAGAGUCAACUGCAAAAGGGCUUUGGGAAAAGCUUAAGAAUAUUUAUGAAGGCAAGUCGCUGGCAAACAAGAUUUUUCUAAGGCGGCAGCUUUACAACUUGAAGAUGAAAGAUGGAGGGUCAGUACAAGAGCACCUCAAUGUAUUCAAUUCCCUUACUAGUAAGCUUCUGUCUCUUGAUGUUAAAAUUGAUGAUGAAGAGAAAGGAAGUAUCUUACUUUCCUUUCUUACUAUGUUCUAUGCCUAACUCUUGGGAUAACCUGAUUAUGAGUUUGAGCCAUGUGAAGGUUCUUGAUAUGGACUCUGUUGUAGCAUCACUAUUAACUGAGGAGAUGAGGCGAAAAUCUAGCCAAUCUAGUCCUGGAGAUGCUAAAAUUUAUAAUGUAAUAUUUAGUAUAAGUUAAGUUUCAUUAAAUGUAAUAUUUAUAA
Molecule: messenger RNA, 897 nt
Organism: Rubroshorea leprosula
Lineage: Eukaryota; Viridiplantae; Streptophyta; Magnoliopsida; Malvales; Dipterocarpaceae
Source: the annotation of a GenBank genome assembly